AUGGAUGAAGAAGUCGUUCCUGUAUAUCUGCUGGACCGAAAUAAAUCCAAUAGCGUUACCAUAAUAGACGAUAUGGCUGAAUUUCUGGAAUUUAUGAAUCAACAAGAUCGUGACUUGGAUUCGUCUUUAAACAUGUCACUGGGAGUGUCAGAUCCAAUUCUGACAAGUAGCUCUUCUCAUCCGACAACGACUAGCUUUGAACCCCACUAUGUGUAUACACUACGACAUCGUCUGGAUGAUACAUCAUCUCAGUAUGUGCAACCAUAUGAUCCAGCUUGGUUCCCUCAAUACGUUGAAGAAAUGGACGCUAGUACUCCGUACGAACAUACAUAUAUAUGUUUUACUCCACCAACACAGCAUUUUGACAAUUUAGAAGAAGAUUUAGAUAUUACAAACUUCGGUUUGCCUUUUAUUUCUUACUUUGUAGGCUUAAAAACAAGUGGGUUAUGUCAAUCACCCUUAAAAUGUAAUUUUACAUGUAUAGCAUGUUUAAAUUAA
Messenger RNA from Didymodactylos carnosus, 498 nucleotides. NCBI's taxonomy places the organism in Eukaryota, Metazoa, Rotifera, Eurotatoria, Philodinida, Philodinidae. The record is from the annotation of a GenBank genome assembly.